UUCACUGCUCGCUGCCAUCGGCCGCCUACGAGAGAGAGGUCUCCUCAUAGCCGCACAAACUUUCACCGAAUGGGUCGUGUCAUCCGAGCUCAACGUAAGGGUGUGGGUUCCGUCUUCAAGGCCCACACCCACCACCGCAAGGGUCCCGCCCGUUUUCGCAGUCUCGACUUCGGCGAACGAAAUGGUUACCUAAAAGGUGUGCUCACCGAAGUCAUCCACGACCCGGGCCGUGGCGCGCCCUUAGCCCGCGUGGUCUUCCGUCACCCUUUCCGUUACAAGAAGCAGAAGGAACUGUUCGUUGCUGCCGAGGGUAUGUACACUGGACAGUUCGUGUACUGUGGUAAGAAGGCUACUCUUAUGGUCGAAAAUGUGUUGCCUCUUAGAUCUAUCCCUGAAGGAGCUGUCGUUUGCAACGUCGAACAUCACGUUGGUGAUCGUGGUGUUUUCGCUAGGUCUUCUGGUGAUUAUGCUAUUGUUAUCAGUCACAACCCUGAUAACGACACAACUAGGAUCAAGCUUCCAUCUGGUGCCAAGAAGAUUGUUCCAAGCGGCUGUCGUGCCAUGGUUGGCCAGGUUGCAGGAGGUGGUAGGACCGAGAAACCUCUUCUUAAGGCUGGCAAUGCUUACCACAAGUUUAAGGUGAAGAGGAACUGCUGGCCUAAGGUGCGUGGUGUGGCUAUGAACUCAGGUGAGCAUCUCCAGCGGAGUCGCCAAACUGUCAUAACAGUUUUGGGACUGUCAGACGUAAAACGAGUUUUAAAAUCGAGAGAAAUAAAAAGAGUCGCCACCAAGUUGGGUUCAGGAGUUGGUUACACGUGGGGAAGGAUUAGCACCCCCACAAUGCCCAUAAAUUGUCUGUUUGGUUUCACAGAAAGAAAAGGCUCUGAGGGGGGGUUUCUGGUCUCACCGAAAUCUAACGUCGUGCCUGCACCGGCCGCCGUGUGA
Molecule: messenger RNA, 945 nt
Organism: Durio zibethinus
Lineage: Eukaryota; Viridiplantae; Streptophyta; Magnoliopsida; Malvales; Malvaceae
Source: RefSeq, a predicted model, not a curated record